Raphanus sativus (radish) is the source of this 1507-nucleotide messenger RNA. RefSeq lists its product as uncharacterized. The transcript is spliced from 4 exons. The coding region runs from base 1 to 1500 and encodes 499 amino acids. NCBI's taxonomy places the organism in Eukaryota, Viridiplantae, Streptophyta, Magnoliopsida, Brassicales, Brassicaceae. The record is from RefSeq and is a predicted model, not a curated record.
AUGGAAUCCGAACCAACGGUUGCUGCCUCUGCACAACCACCACCAGCAGCAGCCACCGAUGAUCUCCAAUCGAGCAACGCAUCGUCCUCCUCAGCCGAAGCCGCCGCACGUCUGAUCCACACCGUGGAGCAGCGGCAACUUCAUCUCCUCGACAAGACGGUCCCUCACAAUGGAGAAGGAGAAGAGAAUCAUGUCGCUACAAUUAGUAGUCUGAUAGCAGGACCGAGAGUUUUCAUGGUUGCCCCUAACUGCUCUUGCGCUCCAAGAAGUGGAGAAUUUCACCAUUUGAUGGAGCGCGGCCAAUCAAACAAGUGCAAAAAGCAAGCAAUAUCUUCGUCUUUGAUUCUCAGCCUCUCUGCCAAGCUCUCCUCUAUCCGCAAACUUGCUCUGAGAUACCAAACCCUUGGGAUGUUCUCCUCCUCUUCCUCCACCAACCCCUAUUUAGCGUAUGGUAUCACAGUUUAUCGAAAUCCUGAUGAAGAUGUUCAUGUAAGAACCGACAUCCACUAUUUUGACCCGGUCAAGGAAGAUGAAGUGAUUGUACGAGACAAGGCACUUCCCUUGGAGUUUCUUCUUAAAGAGUGUGUUGAGGUCGGAAUGUCCCAUGGUUGGGUUGUUUUCAAGGCCCGGUCUGAUGAUGAUAAAGUCGUGUAUAUUAGCGACUACUACAGUCCUUGUGGCUCCAAAUCAAACCCUAAAACCAUUCCUUUGUAUCCCAUGGGCCAACAACUUGAUCCUCCUGCCCAACAGCUAGGCGUCACUAACGUCGCAAUGACUUGUUCACCUGAUCAAAGCAAUGAUUUCGCAGUGGCUGUCAACUGCUUAGGACAUUUUAUCAACUUCUUUAGGCCUGGUGGCAAACACAAGGACUCUGGUUCGGUUUACUUUAAGACUCCUCUCCAACAUUUUAAUCAGUCAAAGGUUAUGUAUUCAAAGAGAGAUGAAAAGUUCUACACCACUAGUGUUGACGGCCGAUUCUUGAUUUACUACGAUGCUUUCUUCGAGGAGGAUAUGACAGGCUCCGAGAUGCAAGAGUUGCGGUUCAUCAACCAUCCUGAGUUGACUCAGUCGGAGUGGGAGGUGUUGGACUCAUGUUCCAAGACUGUACACCUUGUAGAGUCUCCCUCGGCCUCGGGGCAACAACGUUUCCUAGUCAAAUGGUACGCUCAGAACCAUCAACCGGGCAAGAAGAUAAACUUCUUGUGUCGCGGAACAAAGCGUUUCAUGGUGUUCAGAGAGGACGAGGGGGGGAUGAUCAUGUCUUACACAGAGGACAUUGGUGAUCUCUGCAUAUUCUUGGGCAAUAGUGAGCCCUUCUGUGUCAAGGCAAGCUCCUUCCCUGGCUUAAUCCCAAACUCCAUUUAUUUUGCAGGAGAUGGCUUUGGUGUUUACGAUAUAGCCACUAGAAAACCACGUUCCUUCCGUCCCAAGUCUCCCGCACCCUUCUCCAGAGCACCAUCAUCCGCCUUUCACUGGAUCCCUCCAAUGUCUCUCUACUAGUUGCUGC